Gymnodraco acuticeps is the source of this 1498-nucleotide messenger RNA. RefSeq names its product E3 ubiquitin/ISG15 ligase TRIM25-like. The record is from RefSeq and is a predicted model, not a curated record. The coding region runs from base 165 to 1325 and encodes 386 amino acids. Gene Ontology annotation, molecular function: zinc ion binding. NCBI's taxonomy places the organism in Eukaryota, Metazoa, Chordata, Actinopteri, Perciformes, Bathydraconidae. The transcript is spliced from 2 exons.
AGGAGAGCUUACACGCGGCACGCCACAGGAAACGAAAGUUAAGUUAGUCAGAGAGGCAGCCACACUGCAGUCGAGACUAGUCUCCUUUUCUGUCUAAAGAAAAUACAAACUGAGUUCAUCAGAUCUUUCUCAACAACACAGCAGAGUCUCUGUCAAACACUGAUAUGGCUAGCUGUCUUCUAUCAGAAGAUCAGUUUCUCUGCUCCGUCUGUCUGGAUUUGUUCACUGUUCCAGUCACUAUACCAUGUGGACACAACUUCUGCAAGAACUGCAUCACUGAACACUGGGAUACAAGUGAAAAGUGCCGGUGUCCCUUGUGUAUGGAGGCGUUUACCAUAAGACCUGGUUUGAGAGUCAACACUUUACUUUCUGAAACGGUUGCUAAGUUCAUAGAGGAAGCUAAACAGGAAGCUGAACAGGAAGCUAGAAGCAGCAGCAGCUCAGAGCAACAAGUCUUCAAACCAGGGGAAGUUCCCUGUGACAUCUGCACUGAAACCAAACUGAAGGCCCUGAAGUCCUGCCUGGUGUGUCGGACCUCAUACUGUGAGACUCACCUGGAGCCUCAUCUGACAGCCUCAGGCCUGAAAAGACAUCAGUUGAUCGACCCUGUGGAGAAGCUGGAAGACAGGAUGUGUCCGAAGCACGAUAAACCUCUGGAGCUGUUCUGUAAGACCGACCAGACAUGUGUCUGCAUUCUCUGCCAUGUUUCAAACCACAAGAUGCAUGAUGUGGUUCCUCUGAAAGAAGGAUAUGAUGAAAAGAAGGCAGCGAUGGUGAAGGCAGAUGCUGAAUCUCAGCAGAUGAUCCAGACAAGAAGAAAGAAGAUCAAGGAGUUCAAAGAAUCAGUUGACUUGAGUGAAAAAGAUGCAGACAGAGAGAUAACAGAAGGUGUUCAAGUAUUAACUGCUCUGAGGGAGUCUGUUGAGAGAGGACUGAACCAACUUAUCGACACGGUUAGAAUGAAGCAGAAAACAACAGAAAAACAGGCCAAGACUUUCAUCAAAGACCUAGAGCAAGAAAUCUCUACGCUGAAAAAGAGAAGCGCUGAGAUAGAGCGUCUUUCACACUGUGAUGAUCACCUUCAUUUUCUCCAAGGUGUCCAGUCCCUAAAAAUCCAACACCGACCACCCACCAAGAACUGGACAAAUAUCAGCUUUCAUCCAUCAUAUGAGGGCAGUGUGAGGAGAGCUGUGGCUGAGUUGAAAGACUCAAUAAGUGCCCCCGUAACACUGACUUUUGACCGCCCUGUGAAAAUGAAAAAAAUGAAGAAAAAAAAACCUUUCCUGGCUGACGGAAUAGGCGGAACUAACGCGAUUCUAGUCUGACCCAUUAGAGCGUAAAAACUGUAACUAUAAGUAUCUGAAACAAAUAUCAAUAACUGUAUUGCAUUGUUUUCUUAUGCGCAAUUACUUAAUACUAGGGGUGUAACAGUUCACAAACAUUUCGGUUCGGUACGUACCUCGAUUUUUAGGUCACGGUUCGGUUCGGUACGUUUUCG